This is a messenger RNA of Anopheles maculipalpis, 721 nucleotides long. RefSeq lists its product as uncharacterized. The transcript has a single exon. Lineage: Eukaryota; Metazoa; Arthropoda; Insecta; Diptera; Culicidae. The record is from RefSeq and is a predicted model, not a curated record. Bases 10 to 720 code for a protein of 236 amino acids.
AUAUUCAUCAUGGCGGGACAGAUGAUUGGUUCCAUACCAGAGUUUAACGGCGAGUAUGACGAUUGGAACGUGUACUACGAGCGAUUGGAGCAGUUCUUCGAAGUGAACGAUGUGCCGCCCGAAAAGCGCAGUGCCUUCCUGAUCAGUUGCAUCGGCAGCUACUCGUACCGAAAUUUACGCGAUCUGUGUCACCCGGUGCUGCCCAAGAAUCGCCCAUUCGAGGAGCUGUGUGAGCUGCUACGCAAACAGUUCAGUCCUCAGGUGGCCAUUUUCCGCGAGCGGACACACUUCUACAACGCCACCCAGAACCCGGACGAGAACGUGACGCAAUGGUACGGCCGGCUGAAGAAGCUGUCCGUGGAUUGUAAGUUCGGUUCCAACCUGGAAGCGAUUUUGCUGGACAAAUUCAUCACCGGACUCCGGCCGGGACAGGUUUUAGAUCGGUUGUGUGAAGAGAAUGAAACGCUGCAGCUGGAACAGGCGCUUGACAUUGCGAUCAACAAGGAGUGUGCCGUACGGGAAUCGGCCUACAUCAAUCCGGCCCCUGCUCACCCUGCAGUGGUAAGCGGUGGAAACUGUUGCAAGUGUGCUUGCGGCGGUAGAAAUGACGCACCGAGUGAGGAUGGUUCGCAGAAGAAGGGACGAACACGGAACCGAAGACGAGGAAAGAAUGCAGCCAAACGUAAUGCGGAUGACCACGAAGAUGAGGGUGGGGACUAGA